Poecilia latipinna (sailfin molly) is the source of this 2956-nucleotide messenger RNA. RefSeq names its product inner centromere protein (gene incenp). Bases 339 to 2870 code for a protein of 843 amino acids. Lineage: Eukaryota; Metazoa; Chordata; Actinopteri; Cyprinodontiformes; Poeciliidae. The transcript is spliced from 21 exons. Gene Ontology annotation, biological process: meiotic spindle midzone assembly; metaphase chromosome alignment; mitotic cytokinesis. Gene Ontology annotation, cellular component: nucleus; meiotic spindle midzone; chromosome passenger complex. The record is from RefSeq and is a predicted model, not a curated record.
GCUGCUUGCUAUUUGCAAGGUUAACUCCGCUCAUCCUGGAUGUCACGGUGUAAACAUCGACCCACUCGAAAAAGAUGUUCUGCUCUGUGAUUGGUUGCCGUGCCGUGGUUUGAACAAGUUAAAAACGGUUUCAGCGGGUUAUUGGGAGAAUAGCUGUUGUUUUCCCUCACUUCUAGAGCCGAAAUAUUUACACGCAAAAAUAGGGAUUAUUAUUAGUUCGUUUUUGUUUAGUGCAGAUAUGCAAUUGAUUUAGGGGUUUGAUUUUUUUUUUACUAUAAAUAACAGACCAACGGUCUUCAGUGACGUUUCAAAGAAAUACGGAUACUAAAGCUGCCGCCAUGAACUCCGUGCUGCCGUCGGUGCGCUCCCUCACGGAGAUGUUUGUGGGAAAGACGCAGGAAUUCGUCAGUGAGAUCGAAAAUGUCCACAUGGUUUGGCUGGAAGAGAUACAACAGGAAGCAAAUCGCAUGUUCUCUAGAGACUUUAAUGCUGAACCAGAACUGAUGCCGAAAACGCCUUCACAGAAAAAGAACAGCCGCAGGAGGCGGGUGUCUGCAGGGCGCCAAGAGGAAGGUCAAGCAAGGAGGUUCUCAAAGGGAAAGCGUAGCAAUCUUCGAGGAUCAUCUGUUAAACCCUUGAACUUGAUUCUCGAAGAAGAAGCGAUCUCUGAGGUCUCAACCUCCAAGGCUAGUAACCCUCCAAAACCAAAACGUGCAACUCGUAAAAACAAACAGACGAAGCCUGAAGAUGCAGACGAGAGCUUGUCAGAGAGUGACGGCAGCAAGCAGGAAGAGGUGCAGAACAAGAAGCCAGAGCUGGUUAAGGAAGAGGACGAAGUGGACAAAGUUCAGAAAGUAAAUGAUGCAGAAAUCAAAUCUGACGACGGAAGCGGCACUUCUCAGUCUCCUCCUCAGAGUCUUUUACCAGAGCUGGUCGUCAACAUCUCAGCAGAGGACCGCUUGUCUGCUGAACUUGCCAGUAAGCUAGAGGCGUCUCCGGGUCGCACGGCUACAAAGAUAGCAAUAGCUGCAGCUGAUCGGCGGUCAAAGCGGAGCUCUGCACGCUGCACCCUCAAACUGCGCCACUCACUGGCUGGUCUUCGGCACAGUAUGACACAAGAAUCUGUUCGCCGGGCUUCACGCCGCUCUAUGCUCAAGAGGAAGUCUACUCGAAUGGGCACCUCUACAAGCAGCAGCAGCAACACUGGUGGAGCAAACUCCUCCAUGGACACUGCAGAGGAGGAUAAUGAGGAAGACAAAACAGAAGCAGAAACUGAAGACGCCGUUGAUGACUUGCCGGAAAAAGCAAGUGAAGCAUCAGAGUCUGAAAGGAGUCGCGACGUCCCUGUGCCUGCUGUUGAGCGCGUGACUCGCUCUGUAGCUGCCAAUUCUCCCAAACUGGCUCCCCCUCCGCUGUUUUGCUCUCUGGUUAAAAUGAGCACUCCUGCCAAAAAGUCAGUGACUGCUGCUGGGAAACAAAGCCAGGCAACUCGAAGCUCGAGGCUCAGCUCAAAACGAAAGGCCCCAGAUACUGAGGACAGCCCCUCGAAGCGCUUCUCUCCACCAAAGAAAAGCCAAAGUACCAUCAAGCCGAACAUGAGAUCUUUUCUUCACACCGUGAAUAAGAAUCAGAUGCUGAUGAUGACCCCUAGCUCCAUUGGCCGAACCGCCGUGAUAAAAUCCUUCAUCAAGCAGACCACUCCUCUGAAAGUUGAUCCUAAAAUAAACAUGGGGAUUGUGACCAAAGAACGUUACAAGCUGGAGGCUCUUAGAAAGAAGCAGGAACAAGAGGAAGAAAGAAUGAGAAAAAUGGAGGAAGAAAAGAAGAGAAAGCAGGAAGAGCUGAAGAGGAAAAGGGAAGAGAGGAUAAAAAGAGUGUUUGAGGCAAAAGUAAAGGAAGAGCUGAGGGAGGAAGAGAAGAAAAAGAAGAUUGAACAAAAGAUGGCUCAAAUUGAUGAAAAGAAUGAUAAACGUCAGGCUGAGGAGAAAGCUAAAAAGAAACUGGCAGCAAAGCGUCAAGAAGAGCUGGAGCAAAAGAAAAAGCUAGAAGAAGAAGCUCGAAAGAAAAAGAUUCAGCAGGAGGAGGAGGAGAAACGACAGCAGGAGCUGGCAGCCAAAAAGAAAGCGGAGGAGGAGGAACAGCAAGCUCGCAAAGCUCUGGAGCGCCAGAGGGAGCAAGAACUGGAGCGGGAACGGCAGGCAGCUGCUGCAGCUGCUGCUGCUGCUGCAGCUGAAAGAGAACGGGUAGAAAAAGAAAAGGCUCUUGCUUUACAGCGUGAGGUAGAGAGAGCAGCCAGAGAAAAAGAAAAGAGAGAGCUGGAGGAGCGAAGGAAAGCAUUGGAAGACAAGAGGAAACUGGAGGAGCAGCAGAGGCUGGCUGCAAAAGAGAAAGCUCUAAAAGAGAGGGAAGAAGCGAAACGGAGAGAAGCUGCUGCUGCUGAGGCACAAAAGUUGCUGAAUAAAACAGUUGACCUUGAGCACUCUGCAAUGAAAACGCCUAUCAGAAAGGGUGGUCUAAAUGUUACUGUGGACAUUCAGGAAAUGUCACCUCAGUCGUACACCAUCACUCCUAACGGCGGAAAUAAGAAGCUGACUAUUUCAAAGAAUCCACAGAAUUACGGAAUGGACCAGAACAGCGACGAUUCAACAGACGAUGAGUCUGCCCCGAGAAAACCCAUUCCCGCCUGGGCCGGAGGUGCCAGUCUGGAGCAGCUAAUUAUGAAGCAGUACUUCAAACCUAUUGAUGUGGAUUCCAUCUUCCAGCCCAUUGAGCCACUCAGACUGGAGAACAUAUUUUACAAAAGCAAGCCACGUUACUUUAAACGCACCAGCUCUGCAGUGUGGCACUCGCCUCCAGCUGGCGGGAAGUGAGACCUUUUUAACUGAGAGCAGUGGGGUGUUUGCUGCUGUAUUCAUUUUUUUUUUUAUCCGUUUCAAAUAAAGUUUUCCCAGUGUAA